Drosophila novamexicana is the source of this 2471-nucleotide messenger RNA. RefSeq names its product protein sprouty (gene sty). The transcript has 2 exons. NCBI's taxonomy places the organism in Eukaryota, Metazoa, Arthropoda, Insecta, Diptera, Drosophilidae. Gene Ontology annotation, biological process: animal organ development; negative regulation of Ras protein signal transduction; negative regulation of fibroblast growth factor receptor signaling pathway. Bases 475 to 2319 code for a protein of 614 amino acids. The record is from RefSeq and is a predicted model, not a curated record. Gene Ontology annotation, cellular component: cytosol; membrane.
AUACAUACAAACACACACACACACACACACACGCACACGUAUGUAUUAUGUGCCGCGAUCGCGAGUAGUCGAAAUAAAGGCCACAAAAAUCAAGUCGAAUCCGAAUCCGAAUCCGAGUGCCCCAAACGCCCCAACUUUGGAUUAAGCAUUAAUUGGAUAUAUAUACAUAUAUAUAUUCCGACUCAGAUCGCACGGAUUAUAUAUUCAUAUUGGAUUUUAACGGAUUGCUUUUGAAAAUCAACAAAGCAAUCGCCGCUGUGCUUGGCAAAUUGUCGGAGCAGCACGUGCGCUAGGAUGAAGGCAAAUCGCAACGAUUUCGGGCACAGCAACUACCGAGGGAACUAUUGAGGGGAGAAAUCAUUGGAAGCCGUGCAGCAGCAGCCGUAGCCGCAGACGUAGCCGUAGACGUAGACGUAGCCCGAGUGCAGUGCAGUCUGCAAGGCUGGUGUUUGGAAUUGGCUUUUGAAGCACUUCAUGGAUCGCAGAAAUGGCGGCGAUCCCUUGGCGCCACCCCGGCCCCCAAAGCUGCUACCGCGCGUGCAUCGACCAAGGGCGCCGGAGCCAACAGCGUUAGGUGGCGACAACAGCAGCAGCAGCAGCAGCAGCAACAACAAUCCGAGUAUUAGCACAAACACUGCAACACUUGCAACAACAGCAACAACAACCAGCAACAACAACAACAACAACAACAACACGAUAUCUAUAAUACCGACAACGGCGGACUUCGACGACUAUCAGAUACAUCAUCUGACGUUUCUGCCGCAGCGCCCGAGCAGCCUCAGCCGGAACAGCAGCAACGCCUCCUCCUCGACGGCCACGGCGAACAGCAGCGCUGGUUCCACCUCCAGCUUUACGCGUCGCCGUCCGCCCCCGCCGCUGCUGACGCCCGUCGGUAGCAGCAGCAACAGCAGCAGCAACAGCAACAACAACUUCCUUAGUCAUUUCCAAAGCGCUGAGCCUGUGUCGGGACUGUUGUCAACGGGUCAGCCGCCCGCCUCCCCCGUCACGCUGGCGCAACCGCGACCCGAAUCCGAGAGGCUCACCAAUGAGUAUGUGGACACGCCGCUGCAGCAUGCGACGCGCAGCCAGCAUCCGGCCGGGCAGCAGGACAAUGGCCAGACAACGACGCAUCAUCUGCUGCUGCUGCCCCAGCGGCAGCAUCAACAGCUGCAUCAUCAGGCGCCCGGCGGAGCGAUCCACGCACAACAUGCCCAUCAUCACAUCAAUCGACUGGCGACGGUGGCCACCUCAACGUCAGCGUCGGCGUCAGCAGCAGCAGCGACAGCGACAGCGACGGGCAUCGAUGGCACCGACGGCUUAUUACAUUCGCAUAUGCACCACACUCCCGCGCAGCAUCAUCCACAGCAGCAGCAUCAUCAUCCCCAGCAGCAGCAGCAGCAGUUAAAUGGCCACACCAAAGCAACACCCGCCUCCAAGUUUGGACCGCCGCCGCCGGCGCCACGCGGCGUCCUGGGUCUGGGCUUCGCGGCGGCAGCCGCAGCGCAGCCUUUGACGCAGCCGAUCACCAAGCAGCCCGCCUCUGGCAAGGAACACAUGCACGCGCUGGAGGAGCUGCUCCAGCAGCAGCAGCAGCAGCAGCAUCAUCAUCAGCAGCCGGGCGGCGGCGGCCAGCUGGGCGCGCCCAUUGUGAUGGGCGGAGAUCCGUCGCUGCUGAAUCCGAUUGUCUGUCCAAGGUGUGGCAUGUGCCGCUGCGAGCAGUGCCAGAGCCCGCGCCCGCUGCCCCAGACCUGGGUAUGCAACAAGACGUGCCUGUGCAGCGCCGAGUCCAUCAUCGACUACGCCUCGUGCCUGUGCUGCGCCAAGGCUCUGUUCUACCAUUGCGCCCGGGACAAUGACAUGGACUGCGACGAUGGCACUGGGACACCCUGCGUCGAUAAUCCCUGCUCCUGCGGCCCCUACAAGCGCACCCAGCGCUGGGGCUGGCUGGGCGCCCUCUCCAUUGUGCUGCCCUGCCUUUGGUGCUACUGGCCCAUGCGCGGCUGCAUCAAGCUCUGCGAGAAGUGCUACGCACGGUUCGCGGGUCGCGGCUGCCGCUGCCAGGGCAACAGUGGCAACAGCUGCGGCUCCGGCGCCGGCGGCAUCGGCUCCACCAGCAGCAUGAUGCCCAUUGUGCCGCUCGGCGGCGGCAGCAGCAACCCCAACGGCAACGGCGUCGGCAUCCUGAAUGGAUCGCAAAAUGGUGGACUUCAGGCGAAUGGCAAGGGAUUCGAGCAUGGCUGCAGCGCGGCUAGCCGGAUAUUGCGCAAGGGCGAUCUGACGCCGGAGAAGCGGCUGCUCGACUCCAGUCCGGACUACUAAGCAUGGCCGCGUUUUGUGCGCGUUUUUUGCCGCGCGUAAAAAACGCGACACACGACGUAAGCUUAAACAAGGGCGGGACGGAGAGCGGGGAGCGGGGAGCAUCGAAAUUUAUAUAUAUACAUACGCCUAUAUAUACAAAUAUUAAAUGUAUG